Molecule: messenger RNA, 19831 nt
Organism: Aedes albopictus (Asian tiger mosquito)
Lineage: Eukaryota; Metazoa; Arthropoda; Insecta; Diptera; Culicidae
Exons: 2
Coding region: 5300-6622 (440 amino acids)
Source: RefSeq, a predicted model, not a curated record
UCUCUGGGAUGCUUCUAAAACAACAUUUUAAUAAGUAUUGGUAAAAUUUCAAAAUUUCCAAUCAAGCUCGACCCAAUUUCCAUAGCUCGUAUACAUCGAUAGCAUGUUAUUAAUUUGCUCGGAAUGCAUGAAACGACCGAACUUGACAUUGAUCCUCCUACACCUUGCGCUGUCACUACUAUGACUGGAUUCCAUAAGCUCCAUCCACAAAGCGAGCGUGCAGUCGCCGCUGCCUGCCGCCUAGGUCAACGUUUUCAGCGUGCCUGCACGCUCGUAGUCGUAGAUUUUAAUUUAAAUCCGCCAACACCCUUCGCUCGCUCGCAUCCACAACAGCAAGCAGAUGAAAGCCCGAGACGACGGCGGCGACGCCGUCACUAUCUAUAGAAGACAACGCGCUUCGGACGGACAACGGACACCAUAUGGAUGCUCUGUUUGCUGUCUGUCUUGCUUGGAUGAUGACGCCAUCGUUUAUUAUCACAUCAACAACGCUGCUGAUUCGCGCGCGCGCGAUUUUCUCGGUUCCACCAGUUGUUCGUUGAUUUGGUUGGGUGUUUGAAACAAAGUUUUCGCUUUCUGGUACUACCUAUUCGACACUGAAACUACUCCUACGCCUCGAGGCGGCAUCUACCACAACGAAUUACAUGAGUGGGAUCUCGAGGUUUACUGAACGUGAAACUGCGAGAGAUAUUUCUUUUGGAUUUUUAUUGGUAAUACUGAACUGUGGUUUAUGAAUUUCUGAUUAUUGCAAUGUGUACCUUGUGUUAAAUUGACGCAACGCGUUUUUUUUUUCAUCUUUGUACUGUUACAAGAUUAGGCUAGAAGAAGUCUAGAAGAAUUUACGGAACUAGUUGGAAAAAAUAACGUUGUUGGAAUUCUUACCUAAAAAUGGCAAAUACGGUUAACGUUCCCAUUCAUCAGCCGGGCACGUAAAUCAACAACUUGUUAAAGGCAGGGCAAUCUGAAAAGUUUGAUUUAUGGUUGACCGCGCAAUUCGAGCAUUUACAUUUUCUGAUAUCUUUGCACACCGGAUAAUCGUCCUCGGCGUGAAAAAAAUCGCCACAAACCAUGCAUGUAGUGUCUAGGUAGCAAUGUAUCGUUCCGUGACCCCACUCUUGACACUUGUACAGGAACAACUAACAACUUUAAAAUAAUUUAUCAUAGGUACAAUUUUUGAAUCGCUAUUUAUUAGAGUUUUCAAUUUAUGUGUUGACCCAAUCUUGUUCUUCCAACCCGUAGUCAACUCCAACGACGUUAUAUUAUACUAAUGUUACUGUGACAUUUCCAUACAUCGCCCACAACUGUCGAUUGAUGAACCGGAAUUCGAGGAAUUUGUCUCAGUAAUGGACCCAUUCAAUCGGACGGCACGAUAUGAGGGGGCAGCUUGCAAUCAACAGGAAGUUUCGCUCGAUGCCGUCAUCGCUUUUCUUGGUGGUGAAUACUGAACUGAACAAUAUACACCUAAGCCCCCACAGAGAGCGCCAAGACUUGGAAUAUCUGGACCGACCGGCCCGACCGGGAAACCAAUCGCGCGCGCACACACCGAGUAAGGUGUGAAGUUGAUACGAUUUGUUGACUUAAACCGCAACACAGAAAUGGAAACAGACCCGGCAUCGGUUGGAUGAGGGGAGCCAUCACGGCAAGGUAAUGCUACCCAUAUUGAACACCCAUAAAAUGACGACGAUCGUCGUAGACUGUUUGUUGUUGUGACUUCAUUCAGGCGCGUACCUACGCUAGCUGCUGGCUUCCACCGACGACGACGACGUGACCAUAUUUAACCGCGUGACGCAUGCUAAUUGAAAUUGGAUUGAGGUCUUUAACGUGGCUUAUCAUUAACUUUUAUGGAGGAUAUCCAGUUAACUCGAUUAAGAUAGAGAUCGAAAAGUGGCGCAGUCUCGAUUAAUUAUCGCGCGCAAGUGCGGUUUACCGUUGCCGUGAUUUGCAUUUGCAUCUGCGCCAUGGAGAGGAUCCCUAAUGGAUUGGACAACACAGCGGCAAUGAGGAGUUUAUUUGUGCAUCAAUCAACGCAUCCUUGGAGAUGAUGAGUGGAAUAACAAAACAACUAUUAAAGAAUACUCAUUAUUCAGCACAUCUUAGCUGUGUAUUGUAGACGAUCAUCAUUCACCGACUAAGCCGCUGUCAACAGUUUCCUCCGAGUAAAGCUUUUCUCUAUCUCGUGUCUAUCACUGUCACAACGGGCAUUAGGCUUAUGCAAUUAACGGGAUUGCAGAUGUUUUCGAAUCCAGACACGAGUUGUGUGACAUUUCAGAAAAGCAGCACUGUUUGUUGGGUUAUGAAUUGUGGUUUGGAGCACGAUGCGCGGCUAGUCUUUAGUUGUUGAACAACAAGCAAUUUCACCGCUAUUCAACUACCUAUAGACGAACGACAUUGUAAUCAGCUCAUAGUAGACGAACAUUUCUAUUUGCUUUCUAAAAACUAAGCCUUGGGAGUCUUAGGAGUAAAUCUUGUUAUUCCCUGAUGGUGUACCAAAUUCUCGAUGCUUCAAUCUCAGAUUACCGUAGCUCAUCUCACUAUGCUGUCGUUUUAUACAUAGUUGUCCCACGUUAGUUUUUGACAGUGUUGACUUUUUUGGACCAGGCAUUCUAUUUUUACGUAGGGUAAUUCUCCAAUUGUUGAACACUACCCAAAUGUUGGAACAGUUUCUGAAAGUCGUUUUGUAAAUCGAACAUAACAAAUUCUCGCCUAACUUAACCGGCUAAUAUAGAACCGUAUACAGGGGAUAGACAGGCCAAACUUUCACUUUUUAAAAAAUGGCCAACUAGCUGUAACUUUUUGAAAUGUGCGUAGAAAAAUCUCAAAUCUUUACUGUAAGUGUAACCAGUGCUGAAAAUUUCAUUUCGACAUAUCUGAAUUCAAUCACCUGAGCGGUUCCAUAUCAUUUCAGCAACGAGUAAUUUUCAUAUAUCUUUAUUUGGAUGAAACCUUGCAUACAAGUCUUUGGGGGAGAAAAACGCCGUUUUGCAUACUUGGUUCGCCAUUUUAAAUCUAGCCUUACUUAUGAGAAGGGCCUAUGAAAAAUGCACAUGAUAUCUUCAAAAAAUUGUAUCUCGAAAACGGUUUGUCCGAUCGGUUUGGUGUCUUCGGCGAAGUUUUAGACAAUUGUUGGUGCUAUAUGGAGAAAAUAUGCACGGUAAAAAAAUAUGUUUGGUUUUUGUGAUUUGAACUAAAAUAUAGAUUUUCCCUCAAAAGUGACAUGUCAAUAUUUUUUUUAUUAUCCUUAUGUUAUAGCUGACUGAAAAUGCUACCUAGUGCACAGUGGGUUGUUCUGGAGAAAAAUAGGUUACAAUGAAAGAAAAAUGUUUUAAAAAAUUACGGUUUUCAAAAAAAGCUAUUAAGUAAAGUCAAAAAAGUUUGUCGCCCUAAUUUUAUGAAAGUACAUCAAAUUUGCAAGAAAAAAGUACUUCGGUAACAUUUUUUUAAGAUGCACCGUUUAGAAGAUAUUACUAAUUUAAUAUUGAUUUUUUUGAUAACUUAAUAAGUUUUAGCCCUUUUCGGAUGUACUCCGUGUUUCUCCAGUUUCAAAAGUAUUUUUUUUCGGAAAGAUUGGAAAAUUUUGAGUUAAAAUGACACUGACAGCUUAAAGAUUUGAGUGAAAUUCACUGCCUUAAAAGUAUUUUGAAACAAGUUACAAAAUCCCACUAUCAAGAACAAUGAUUUCUUCCAGUGGGUUUUAUUGCCUUCUGCUGAAAACGUGCUAAUAAGUAUUAGAUACAGGUAAUUAGAUACCAGUUAGCUGUACUACGUACAGUUGGUGAUUGUAAACAUGGUCUUUGUUGGAACUAGUCCACCAUGGCCACGCUGGCCCAGGCUUGUAAACAUUCGACACUUUUCACUGCCUUCGUUUCGUUGUCGCGGUCGGGUGUCAGCUUGCUUUAUUUCAUUCGAACGCGACCGCUACCUCUUACACACAACACAAGCGGCAGAACAAAGAUCAAUAAACAAAAAAGUGGAUCAAAUCAACGUAGUCUGACACGAUGACAUUAGUAUAAUUCCAGCUUUUCGCAAGAUUUCAGCCAAUUUUGAUUAAAAUUGGUAUAAUAUUAGUAUAAUAUUAGUCACCUUCCAUCAAACUAGACGGCUGCCGACUGAUACCUCAAUCAACAACCGCCGCACUCUUUAUUCAUUCCAGGUAUAUACAAUUUACAAUCUUCUUCAAUAACAAUAUACCUACGCCAGCAAAUCUACCUCGCUCCAACUCUCCAAACUCGUACCUGACGAUACCUGAGCGUUCAACUCUACCUAUCUUCCAGCAGUCUUUACCCAGCAUUCUAUGAUUUAUACCCGUGAGCUGUAUAAUAAUGUCUGACUCGGUUCUGAAUUCAUCCAGUAUCUACUAGGGAAAACCAAACAGUAAAUGCAGAAAGGUUGCUAGAAGCAUAGUGAUUUCAUAGUAAUUUCAGCUAAUUAUCCAGUGUUUUUGAACUAGAUCCAGUGUUGUUUGAUAACAUAAUAAUUGUAAAGGAAAGUGUAACACGUUUUGGUGCAAAGAUUACAAAAUGAGUAAAAUCAGAUGUAUUCGUCCAUUCAAAGACAUUCAGUGUUCGAAAGAGCUGCGAUAUCUCACGGAUGGUAUCAUCCAAAAACUGAAGUCAAUUGGAUUUUCCAAGGUAUCCACACUGAACACCAAGGAUUUUCGUAUUUGUUCGUCUUGCCGUCUACAUAUUGAUUCAAGAGCUCACCUCACCCAAAACGAAGAACAAAGCGUAGCCGGUGGCUCAAGGAUGCCAACUGUUCAGACCAUACCUGUUGUACCUGAUUCGCAAAGCUAUGAAAGUUUGGUCACGAUACCAUCAGCGUCAACGCUAAGCACAAUUCAAUCAAAUGAAGACUUCACGAUGCCUGUAGACGUCGAAAUAUUCAACCGAGGAAUAGCAGCUAUUCGUGUUUCGCCUAUAGAUUUAGGUAAGGUUAAAAAUGUUCACUAUCCUGAAAAAAAGUGCGCUGAAAUCGUCGAAGGUGUACGAAGAAAUCUUUUUAAAUUAGACGCUAAAACAGAAAAAGCAAACGAGUUUAAUGAAGUCAUAGAAAAUAUGAAAAUUAAAUUUUUAAAUUCAGCCACAAGGCAAGAAAAACUAUCAAUUUUAUCAUUGUUACCAAAAUCAUGGUCAGUACAAAAAAUUGUAGACGAAUUUAAAACUAGUAGAAAUAUGGCAUCAGAUGCAAGAAAGGAAAAAAAUAAUGUAUUAGAUUCAUCUCAAGGUUCAAGCUCUGGAAAAGCUUUGAGUAAUGAAACAAAAGAACUGGUUUUGAAUUUUUUGAGGACGAUGAUAUAAGCCGUGCAAUGCCAGGCCAAAGAGAUUUUGUUAGCGUAAAGACAGGAAAUAAGAGAUUAGCUGUUCAGAAAAGAUUGUUAAUGAUGACAUUAAGAGAAGCUUUUAAUCGCUUUAAUGAAGUGUACGUCAAUGUAAAAAUAGGGUUUUCAUCAUUUGCAAGCCUCCGGCCAAGGCAAUGUAAACUAUUGACUAUCACAGGAACACAUAAUGUUUGCGUUUGCACUACGCAUGAAAAUGUCAAUUUAAUUCUACAUAGCUUAAAAAAAUACAAUGUCUUGAAUGAUCUAAAAACAUUAACGAAUAGAUUACUUUGCGAAAAUAAGACAACUCAUUGCCAUCUACGAAGAUGUAAAAACUGCCCAGAUACCUCAGUUUUAGAAGACAGUUUAUUGAAACAACUGGAAGAAAACUUUGUUGAAAAGCUUUCAUUCGAACAAUGGGUUACCACUGACAGAUGUGAUUUAGAAACUAUUGUAAAGCAAACCGAUGACUUUGUUACAUUUUUCAGCUCAAAAUUAGAAAGUUUGAUUCCGCAUGAUUUUGUAAAAACCGAACAAUCCAAUUUUUUGAAAACUACAAAACAAAACUUGCAAGAUGGUGAAUUUUUGGCUAUUUGUGACUUUUCUGAAAAUUACAGCUUCGUUUUGCAGGAUGAAGUUCAAUCACACCAUUGGAACGUGCAACAGGCCACAAUCCAUCCUUUCGUAAUAUAUUAUACUGAAAAUAGGCAAAUUAAACAUUUUAGCUUCAUUAUAAUUUCAGAAGAACUAAGACAUGAUUCAGUCGCUGUUAAUUUGUUUAUUGAUAAAAUGAUGAACUUUUUACAAAUUGAUCAAAAUAAAAACAUGAAAAAAAUUUAUUUUAUGUCAGAUGGUGCUGCUUCACAGUAUAAAAACCGAAAAAACUUUUCUAACCUUUGUAAGUUUAAGUCAAAGUAUGGUAUUGACGCUGAAUGGCAUUUCUUCGCAACAUCGCACGGAAAAGGUCCAUGCGAUGCUAUUGGAGGUACGAUAAAACGCAUGGCUACCAGAGCAAGUUUAGCCAAAGAACGCGAACACCCGAUAAAGACUGCAAGAGAGUUGUUUAAUUGGGCAAACAAACGAAAAGAAGAAGAACUUACAAAGUUCUCAUUUUGUUAUUCUACUACAGAAGAAUACGAAAAUAUGUCUUUGCAGCUAAAUAAUCAAUAUAAUAAUGCAAAAACAAUUCAAGGAACUCAAAAAUUCCACUCAUUUCUUCCUCUAUCAGAAAAUACAAUAAAGGCAAAGCUUUAUUCAAACUGCCCUGACAAUGAUGCCAAAAUAUUCGAUAUUGUUAAGAAAGUUGUGUAAACAAUAAUUUGAUAAAAAUACAGGAAUAAAAAUAAACUGAUGUACAAAGUAUAAUGUUAUUUUUUAUUGCGCACAAAUACCACCACUCAAAUCUUUAAGCUGUCAGUGUCAUUUUAACUCAAAAUUUUCCAAUCUUUCCGAAAAAAAUACUUUUUAAACUGGAGAAACACGGAGUACAUUCGAAAAGGGCUAAAACUUAUUAAGUUAUCAAAAAAAUCAAUAUUAAAUUAGUAAUAUCUUCUAAACGGUGCAUCUUAGAAAAAUGUUACCGAAGUACUUUUUUCUUGCAAAUUUGAUGUACUUUCAUAAAAUUAGGGCGACAAACUUUUUUGACUUUACUUCAUAGCUUUUUUUGAAAACCGUAAUUUUUUAAAACAUUUUUUUUUUCAUUGUAACCUAUUUUUCUCCAGAACAACCCACUGUGCACUAGGUAGCAUUUUCAGUCAGCUAUAACAUAAGGAUAAUAAAAAAAAUAUUGACAUGUCACUUUUGAGGGAAAAACUAUAUUUUAGUUCAAAUCACAAAAACCAAACAUAUUUUUUUACCGUGCAUAUUUUCUCCAUAUAGCACCAACAAUUGUCUAAAACUUCGCCGAAGACACCAAACCGAUCGGACAAACCGUUUUCGAGAUACAAUUUUUUGAAGAUAUCAUGUGCAUUUUUCAUAGGCCCUUCUCAUAAGUAAGGCUAGAUUAAAAAUGGCGAACCAAGUAUGCAAAAUGGCGUUUUUGUUCCCCAAAAACUUGUAUGCAAGGUUCCAUACAAAUCAAAAAAUACAAAAAAUAAAAACUGGAAAAAUUUCCCACUUGUUCGUGGAAUCGCUCACCUACAUUUUCGCUCAUUUUCGAAGCUGUACCUGAGAAUAUGGUAUAUGAAAAACUUGUGUGGCUAGACCAGUUCUACAAUAAAGUCACGGAAAAACUGUUCUUUUUCGAAUAUUUAAGGUAAAUGUUAUGGAGUAUAUUAGAAAAAUGCCAAUUGAUAUUCACCAUGAAUAUCAAUUGGCGUUUUUCGAAGGUAGUCCGUGACAUUUACCUUAAAUAUUCGAAAAAUAACUGUUUUUCCGUAAUUUUAUUGUAGAACUGGUAUAGUCGUACAAGUUUCUCAUAUACCAUAUUCGCAGGUUCAGCUUCUAAAAUGAGCUGUAUGUGAUUGAAUUCAGAUAUGUCGAAAUGACUUUUUCAGCACUUACUGUAAGUUGAUCAACUAGUUGUGUAUCAGUGGUCCAAAUUUGGAGAAGAUCGAGCUAUUCUACCCGAAGCUAGAAAGAUUCUAGAAAAAGGUAUAAUUAUCCGACAGCCAACUUUGAGCUGCUAUAUCGCCGGAUUUAUUAAACCAAAUGCAACGAAAUUUUGAGCGCUUUGACUAAUAUAAUGUGCUAUGGAAAACUUUUGACAUAACUUAAAAUUGUUAACACGGAGGAAAAUUAUAACGACCGGAUAUUAUUUCAAAAUUCGAGAUGGAUAUCUAUUAUUGUUCAUUUAAAUUCCUUUUAACCCUAGUAGGAUGUUGGGGUGAAUCGUUGGGCGAAAAAACUAACAUCUUAGGAAGGACACUGUUUCUUGUUUGCAGGCUUCUGAGCGGAGAUAAGAGCAACUGAGUGUAUCUGAGUACAAGUGAGUGUUUUCAUGCUUGCUCAUGAAAAAAACUUGUCGCUGCUCUUCUCGAAGAGCAAACUUCCAUUGCUCCUGCUUGCUUUAUUUUCUGCCGGUAUGACUAGCGUAACACGUCGCAAUGCAUUUCAGAUUUUUUUUCGAUUGUACUGAUAUUUUUUUCAAAAUUUUUGAAAAAAAAUUUCGGUCUUAAUUAGCAAACGCAAACAAAACUACUUCAAUCGCAAUGAAGUCACCCACCAAGUUUGAACAUCAAGCUUUGUGGCAAAUGUUGGCAGCUGUUAUGAACAAAACAAACAGCGUUGCCGAAUCGACAUAUAUAGCUUCCGCUCAUCUCGAUGUAGAGGUUUUCUAGUCUCAUGGUGUUUUAAAGGUUUUCAAAGGCGUUCCAAGUGUGUUCCAGAGCAAUUCAGGUGCGUUUCAGGGGGGUUUCGUGUCGUGAGUUUAGUUGCCGUUUCAGGGAUAUUUCAAAGGAUUACAGAAGCGUACCUAGGGUUUUCAGAGGGAUGUGUGCUCAGGAACGUUGCAGGGGUGCUCCAGGUGAUUUCAGAGGCGUUCAGGGGUUUCAAUGGUGUUACAGGGGAUUUCAGGGGGUUUCAGGGUAUGUCAGUGGUUUUCAGGCGGUUUCAGGGGCGUUUCGGGGGUUUUCAGGUCAGGGGUUUUCUAGAGUUUACAGGGGUGUUCCAGGUAGUGUUGCAAAGUAUCAACAUCAACUGAUAUUUCGAGCUGAAAUUAGGAUAGACAACCACUUAUUUUUCUAUUUGCCGUUGGCAUAUCAAUUGGCUGGCUUCUGGUCAUUCAAUUGACACCAACCCCAGCAUCAGUCAAGACUAUCCGACGACUGAUAAUCGGCUCAUAUCAUCCAACUGAGCCACAGAAAGCAUGUAUAAAUUGUGGUAUCACAGGUGUGAAGCUUCGUUCGUCAUUGAUAGUGUAUAACCCGAUAUAAGCCUUCCAUUGACCUGUAUUAUUUUGGUCACCAAACCCAACAUAGACCCAACAGUUAACCGAUGUGGGCCCAACGGUGGUCCAAUGUUAGAUAAAAGGAGAAUGUUCACAUUCGGUCCAUCCCAUGUUCACGAAUGACUCAUACCUUAUCUGAAAGGUUGCAUCAAAAUAAGAAAAAGUCUCCUUCAUGGUCUCCUUUCAGAUAAGUUAUGAGCAGAAUUAGUGUACAUGGGAUGGACCCACCCCGUACAGUAUUACCGAUUCUCCUUUGAUCCGACAUUUGAUGUUUUCAGUAUGGUGUAAUUUUUCAGUGCCUAGCUAGUCGUUUGAAUGACAAUUUAACCAAAUGGCAAGGAAUCGCUUCUCGUUUGAAGAGUGCUCUGGUUGACUGAAAUCAUUUUAAACAUGCAAACAAGCAAAGAUGUCUGAAAAGAUGGUUGAUUACUGUUUAAAUUAAUGAGAUAAAUUUUUCGAACACUGGUUCCAGUGGGUUUCAGAGGGUAUCAAGUGGGUGUUCCGGGGAAUCUCAAAGAGUUUCAGAAGGGUAAAAAUGUUUCCAAAGCUUUUCAAGCAUUUUCAGAAGAGUUCCAGGGAUGUUCCAAAGGGUUUUAGGAGAUUUCAGAAGCAGUGUGUUUUAGGGCGUUCCGGAAGGUUUCAGAGGCGUUCUAAGGAUGUUCUAGGCUGCCGUUUUACGCAUAAUUGUCCCUUUUUGUAUGCAAAUCUCUAUCUACAUGGGACAAUUAUGCGUAGAACGACAUUAGGGGUCUCAGGGGCGUUCUAGGGAAUUUCAAUGGGUCCCCUCAAUAGAACGGAUUUUUUUUUGAAAUCCUCCUGAAAUUCCUUGAAAAACCUUGAUACGCUUCUGAUACAUACUCCCUGCUUCUGAUACAUAAACUCCCAAGAAACUUAAAAAUGAAACUCUGACAUAUUUGUAAUACAGUCAUUGCACUAUUAUGGGUCACUCUGUCACAAUUAUUUGUCAGUCAGUUCUCCAUGUUAUUCAAAUGGAAUUGAACCAUAAUUGUGGGUGACCCAUGAUUAAGCUAUGACUGUAGUUACAUUAAAAUAUCAACUACCAGUGUAAACCGUUCAACAAUUAGCGAGAACCGGUCAACAUUAGGAUGAGCUAGCUUAAGUCUUCAACGUUUAGGAUCCCGACUUUCGCAGGAAAAAAAACCGUUACAAAUGUUUUGAUUUUUCUUAGAAAGUGGAAUUUAAGGAAAUUCACAUUCAAUAGGGCAUGUAAGAAAUGGCUAGACCUAGAUGAUCACUGGGUAUUUUUCUACUACCGUGGAAUUAUGCACGGAAAAACAAAUGAAUUCUACUAGUAGAUGCUCAUAAAUUGACGAAUUACCAUAUAUUUUUAGAAACCUCAUCAAAUAACAUUGAAUGCUCAGAAAUCACCUAGUCUCAACAGCAGCUCGACAGGAUUUAAUUCAUCGUAUAGCUACAAGAUUUUUGAUAACAAAUUUUAGCAUAACCGCAUGGUAGAUUUAAGAAUAAACUUUAGAUUUUAGACACUGUAAAUACUAAAUAUAAGAAUAUAUCAAACGUGCAUAAACAUUCCAUCGAAUUCACAAUUUUAGCAUUAAACUUAAUCCUUACAUAAUAACUCCACUCGCUUUGCUAUAUGCUCAUUUUAUUGUUUAUAACAUAUUAUGCCAGUACUGAUGGAAAGUGUGGUGUGAAUGAUAGUCCAUUGCAGUGCUACCAGAACGACAGGUCUUGUCGUUACAAACAUACUUUCUGCGAAGACUCUACAAAAAGCACGACAUCUCAAACUGUUCUUUUGAGUUAAUCUCGCUAGGACCGGUCUACUAUUUAAACCUCGUCCAUAAAAAUGUUUUAAGUGUCGAUUUUCUGAAAGUCCUCGUGAAAAUAAUGUAACAAAAAUGCAUUUGGCUGCUCAAAUUGAUGAACCUCUCAUUAGAUGAAGCCACAUGAAUUUUGACGGACUCUUCGAUUUUGGUCAAUUGUUGGCUCAUUUCAGCUGUUCACGGUCCCUUAAUGCACGCCAAAACAAAAUGUUAUUGAUAAGAUGAAAGAUGGACAUACUAUUUACAGUUAUAAAGAGUUGGGUAGGCCAUAUUUAAUUCAGCCGCCAUCUUGAUUGUUUAAAGCAUAGGAUCCCAAACUUUUCGGGUGUUUAUUCGAAAAGUCGGUCAAAUUUCACGCAAUCUAACUCGAAUCAUGUGUUCAAAAUAUGAUUAAGCAGAAAGCUUUAAAAUUGAUGUGUACAUAUGUAACUUUAGAAUAACGACCAAAAUAUUUCAAUUCAUUUUUUCGCCCACCGGAUCAUAAUUGAGUUGUCCAAAAAAAAAAGUCUCACGAAGCCUACUGCAAGCCUAUCCAUAUAGGUGAGAACAAAAGAUGUCUACAAAGUUCUUACAGAUAGAUUAACACAGGAAAUCUGAACACAAACCACUACCACACAGGAAUUUGGAUUGGUCAAUACGCCAUCAAAGUGCAACGAAGAUAUCUUUCUCUGUGGUUGUAAAAUUAUGGUAAGUUUCCAGUUUCCAAGUAGAGCGCUCAAGUAAAAUUCCUCCUUUUUCCGUAAGUAAUUUUGACAUUUGUUUAACCGACAGCAUUUUUACGAAACGAUGCUGUAAGAAGGAUGUUAAGAAAAAAGCACUGCAUAUGGCGGUUGCUAGAUAAAUUGUUCGUUGUUCGUGUGGCGUUUCGUGGCCUUGUUGUUUAUGAUUUGGACUUAGAGAAAUUUUGUUCGUUUCCUCAGGAAGUGUGAUUGAAAUUUAAAUUUAAUUUUUGCGCGCGUAUGGGGAAAAUCCAGAUAGUGAGAUUUUAACGCCAUGGUGUCAAAAUCUCGAUUAUUAUCGAACUUUCAUGUACCUCGGAUUUUCUUCGGAAAUUGUUAGUAUUUGGGCUAAACAUUCAUAAUCGUAAGACGAGAAAAUAUUUUAUCGGUGAAAAUAUUCCCAUAUAUUUUGUAUGGGACGUUUUUCGUUAAAAUCAGUAUUUAAUUAAUUUUAGUAUAGAAAAUAGCCAAAAACUUAGAUAAAUCAAAAUUUCCCCGAUGGAAUAUUUUAAAACUUUCCAAUGGACUACCCGCUUGGCGCACACCCACAGUUGAUCAGCAGGAGUUAAUCCAUUUUAUUUUAUAUGGUGAAAAGCAUCUAAACUUGAAUUACUUGAAAUAGAAAGCAUUUACUGGAAAAAUAUUUGGUACGCUUAAUAGUAGUCACCAUUGUGCACAACCACUACCAAAUAUGUUUUUCGAAUAAUGUAUUCCACUUCGAUAAAUUUGCCUUUAGACGCUAUUCGCCAUACAAUAUUUUUGCGAUUUACUUUUAGCGAUUUUUCGCGCAUAGAAGCUAGCGCCACAUUGGUCGAUGCGGAGAGUAGGGAAACAGCCGAUGCAGGUAAUUAAUUAUAAAGUAUAGCCAAAAUGCUGACUUUCUGUGAAGAAAGAUCCGAGGUACAUGGAAGUUCGAUAAUAAUCGAAAUUUUGACACCGUGCAACGGAGUUCCAAGGAAAAUGCUAAUGAGAGACGCUGGGAUUCUGAGGGAACUUUUAAUGGGUGUGUGAAGAAUUAGCCUAAAUUAAAAUUCACAAAUAAAAAGAAAUUUAAAAAAAAACUUUUAAUGGUAUUACAGCGAGAACUAUGGUUGGAUACUAAUUAUAAAUUCUGCAAUAUUGGAGUUCGGACUACGGUGGGAGGAAUUCGGCUGGGACUCUGACGGUUACCUUGUGAAGUUUUUUGAUGAAAUACGAGGUAGGACAAAGCUUCACGGGGAAUUUAAUGGAGAUCCACGAAAGAUUUUUUUGUGAUGAAUCUUUUGGCAUUCCGUACGAAGGUUUUUGUUUGGGGUUUCACAGAAAGUCCUCUUGAAAUUCUUCCAGAUGUUCCACCGAAAAAUCCACCAGAAGUUCGCAGGGGAUUCUUAUAAAAUGUCUCUGAGAUUUUCAUUAGAAGUUCUACAAAAAAUCCCUCCGUGAGUUCCUUCUAAUUCAGGAUUUAUUUAUUUUGUUUUUUUUUUAUUAUUUUGGGAUCUUCUAGGAGUUCCUUCAGGGUUUUCUCCAGAGGUGUUUUCUAAGAUUCUACCAGGAGUUUUUUCGAACUAUUCUACAAUAAUUUCAUCCGAGAUUUCUUAAGUAUUUUUUAUCCGGGGUUCACUCAGAUAUUUAUUCGGAGAUUGCCGCAGGAAUUCCUUCCGGGAUCAUUUCAGGAGUUCCUUCUAGGAUUUCUAUAGGAAUUCAUUCUUAGAUUCGUCCUGGAGUUCUUUCAGUGAUUCUUCCAGGAUUUCUUUCUAAGAUACAACUUUUUCAGAUUCAUCUAGGUUUUCUCUGGACGUUUCUCAUGUGAAUCCUCAAAGAAUUCCUUUUGUAAUUCCUCUAGCUUCUUCCGGGAUUCCUCCAGGAACUGCUUCAAGGUUUCCUCUAGGAGUAAAUUUAUGGGUUCCUCUCAUAGUUUCUUCUGGUAUUUCUCCAGGAUUUUUUUCUAAGAUUACACCAGGGGUGGCAUCAGGGACCUCUCCAGAAAUUUUACCUGGGGUAUCUUCCGGGAAUUUUUCAAAAGUUCUUUCCAGAAUUUCUUCAGAACUUCCAGACUCCUGGAAAAUAAGUCAAGGUUCUUCCAGGAGAUCCUUCUAAGAUUUGUCCAAUAAUUUAUCCAGGAUAUCCUUCCGGGAUUCCUCCAAGAACUUCUACUGGGAUUCCUUGCAGAUUACAUAUUCUGGAAUUCAUUCUGGAAGUUUCUUAAAUUUUGCUCAUGGAAAUUCUCCAGAAGUUUUUUUAUUCUUUAUGGAAGUACUCCAAGACUUGCUCUUGAGUUCCUUAUAAAAUUCCUCCAACAGCUUCUUAAGGAAUAUCUCCAGCAGCUUUGCAGGGAAUAUCUACAUGAGCGAUUUCAGAGAUUCUUUCAAUAGUUUCUUCUCGGAUAAAAAUCUGAAGACAUUCCAAAAGGUUCUGGAGAAAUCAUAAAAAAAACUCGUGAAAGAAUCCCUGAAAGAACUUCUAGAAUAAUUUCAUAGGAAUCUUCUGGAGGAAUCUCGGAAUGAAUUUCUAGAGAAUUCUUUGAAGGAAUCUCUGAAGGAAUCCCGUAUGGAGUUACAGGAAUAAUCCUGGAGAGAACUCCUGGAAGUUCUGAACAAAUCCUAAACAAAUUGCUGGAAUAAUAUCUGAGGGAACUCCCUUAGGUAUCCCAGAAAUAACUCCUGGAGCAAUCCUGAAUUAAUUUCGAGAGAGAUCUAGGAUGGAAUUUCUGGAGGAAUCCCAAGCAGAAAUUCUGAAGGAAUCCCAGAGCAAUUCUCGUAGGGAUCUCGGAACGAAUUCCUGGAAUUCAGAAAGAUUUCAUAAUUAAAUGGUAAAUGACUAUUUUUUUACCAGGAAUAGUGUAUUACGUAAAGCUAAUACUAUACAAAUUUCAUCAAAAUCGGUUGAAUAUCGGUGGAGAUAUCGUUCAAACAAGAAUUUUGCCAUUUAAGAAGUUUGAGCAAACGAACGUUCUAAAAAUAUCACUUCUUCGCCGUUAUAGCUCUAGAUUCAAAAAUACUGAACGGAUUCCAAUCAAAACUGUUCUGUAUGUAAAGUAUACAUGUAGGAAUAUUGUGUAAAAAUUUCAUUCAAUUUGAUCUAGCCGUAAUAAAGUUAUAGCCGUCGUGUAUGUGGCACAAAGUCACAAUAAGCAAAAAUGUUUUUUUUUUUGUAUCGUGACAUUCACACAGUUAUAACUUGAAAAGUUUUCAAGCAAUUUGGCUAAGAACAAUUUUAUAAUGAUUUUACAGUUUCAAAUGCUAAUAAAAAUCGGAACAGUCAUGACAGUUGUACAAACAAAAUAGUACACACGGAAUAAAAUGGUUAAAAUGUACCUAAAAUAUGCCUUGAAGCGAUUUGAGUUUUGAAUACUAGAAAAACGUAUUGAACCGAUUUAAAGAUUUUUUUUUACCAGUUUAUUGAUAUUCUGUUAAGAACUUCGAGUCAAAUUUUCAGACGUCUUGACAAGUUACAUCAAAAUUAAAGCCUUUAAAAUUUUUAAAACGGAUGAAAAAAUUUGCUAAAAUCUUAUUUUAUGAUAUUAACAAUAUCUGCGCCAAUACCAAACUGAAUUUGUUGUCAUUGUUAUGGUAUUAGCUACACAUUAUAUAUUAUUCCUGAUCAAAAAAUAUUUGAUUUUGUGAACGCAAUCAAAAGCUAUACAUUAUUUUCUGUGUCCAAAUUUCAUCGAAUAUGAAAUGAAAUGAUUAUGAUGCAACAGUUUUUAGGAUCAUUGUCUCCUCAUCAGCUAAACUCAAAUGCUAUGUACUUUUUUCAAUAGUCGAACUAUUUAUAAACAAAGUUUUGGGGUGUCUAUAAAUUUUUAAACUACGUAACGGCAAAUUAUUCAACCUCAAGAAAUUCAAUCUCGUGUUCAGAUGCAGCCAUGCUGAGGGACGACGGAGCACACAUUAUAGAGCGACACGGCUAAAUACUAAUGCACACUGUGAACGCGCAGGCGCGAAAGAAGAAACACAAAGAAAGAGAAAUGUCCCUUUUACUCACGGAAUAAUACAUCGACAUAUUAUUCCGUACGGAAAAUCAACAACAUGACUGACAGCAUCGCAUGACAGUGCCAUCUGUUGGCAAAUCUUUCUGGCUGUGAAUUACUUAUCAACUGCGAACGCCUAAGUAAUUUUGAUUGCAAAAGUUUUACGUGAGCAUUACUUGUCCUAUCCUUUUACACAGUACUUAUCAAGUGGAAACUAGCCAGCAGGAAAUCCACGCACACAUUUGCCUGCAUUUUCCCUGGACCGAAGACAGCUGUUUUCAAUCCAGCAAUUCAUGGCAAUAAUUGAGCAGCUUUUGCUGCAUUCUCCAGCAAUGAAAUCCAACUUUGAAGUGCCACAGAGGUUUAGUGGCGUAUGUAUUGAAGGUUGGUCCAACAAGAAAAUCUGGCAUAGGGAAAAUUCAGUAACAAAUUUUGAAAACGACGUAUAAUCCAUGGUGUAGCAUUGAUUAUACGUCGUUUUCAAAAUUUGUUACUGAAUUGAACGGAGAUAAAGGACAUUUCAAGCAUAACCUUUCAAUCCGACGUAACUCGAGAAUGUAAACAAAUCCGGAUUUACUGUUGCAUGCAUGAUUCAUAAAGCAAAUUAAAGAAUCUACAUCACUGUUUGAUGAUUUAUUGCUUAAUUUGUUUAACUAAGCAUAUUUUUCGAAACGACGUAUCUAACUAUUUUGAUGUUUACAACUUUGCUGAUAGAUACACCGUUUUAAUAUAUGAGAAAACCAAACGACGUAUCUAGCCAAAAUCAAAAGUAACAGAUACACCAAACUGGCACCAUACAAAAGCGACGUAUCUGGCAUGACGUAUCUCGAACCAACCCGGUGUAUGUGUAACGGGUGGUCACUAAAUAACGGGAAUGCUUUGAAUGUGCUCUUAAAAAUAUAUGAUCUUUAAAAAUGGCAAUCUGAAUUUAACUAUCAUAAAGGUUUAACAAUGUACGUCCAAGGAAAAUAUAAAAUUUAAGAAAGUUGAACGUAGUAAUUUGUACAGUAUUUUUUUGCAGUGAUGUUGGAGCAACUGCUUUGUACGACUUUUCAGAGUUUACUUUCACGCAUUUUCUGCGUCUGUGAAACCGUUGGUCAAAAUAAAUGGUUUCUCAGCUACCUUUAGCAUCUACACACUCAAACAGUAAUAAGAAAAAAUGGGGAUACUGACUUGUUUUUUUUUUUGCUUUGGUUGUAGCCUUUUCCCGUAAAUGACAUUUAUAGAAAUUUCCAAAAAAUGUUAUUUUUCUGUAUCACCAAAACGUGUCGAUGUAAUUUGUGCACUGCGGUUCAUUGUUGAACUUUUUUUGUGCUAUUUUUUUUAUAACGAACCAUUUGCAUGUUGUUCAAUGUGUAAAUGUGAUUUGAUGUAAAUAUUUGUUAUUUAACAAGGCAUUCUAUUGAUUUAUCCAGCCCAUGUCACAAAAGAAGAUUUUAUUAUGUGAAAUGAUAUCAUGCUUAUUGGUUUUGCUAGUUUUCCUCUAUUUCCUUCAGGAUCUGUUUCUUGGGAUGCCGAAAUGUGGAAUUCAUUCAAAACCGGGCGGGUUCUAGUUUUAUAAUGGUUUACUAUUAACUUUUUUUACGGUUGUUUUGAGCAAUCAGUAGAGCCGUCCAAGGCGUUUUGGUAGUGCUUCCUGUUUCAAUGUCGUUUUCUGCAGAACAGAAUAAGUUGACACAAAAUAAAAAAUACGCUGACUUUGUGGAUAGAUAGACGAUGGUUUUGUCUAAAAAAUGUUUACUCUAUGGACGCUUCUAUCGUUUUUAAUCAGCUGCUAAAAGCAUUCCCGUUAUUUAGUGGCCACCCGUUAUUUUUGUCAAAACUCAUUGUGAAAAUUAUAUGGAAUGAGUAGGUUUUGUUUCUUACCUAGUGCGUGCUAUAUCCCUGGUGAUGUUGAACACGAAAAAACUUAUGAAAAGUCUUUUUAUAAAAAAACUAUUUUAGUGAAAUGGUCGUCAACAUUGACCAUGAAUUUACUCAGAUCAGUGAAAAAGUUAUAUACGUCGAUUUGAGAAAUUAUGCUUGAUUUCGGCUAGCUGCUGCUCCCUUCGUCGUACGCAAAACGAGAAAAAAUAUCAACUCCUUACUGGAGUGAAAUUGAAACGUGAUAUUUCGCGUAAUUAUUUUAUUUUCAGUACUAGAGGGACUGGUUAUUAAGAGUCUUUCUGCUUCCAUCUGAUGAGAGAUUGGCUUGGCAUAGGUAAGUUGGAAUAUCUGUAAUUAUUGGAAAUCUUCCGCCUUAUAUGACGAAGUAAAUUUCUACCCUAUGUAUAUUUUUAUCUUAAUUCUUAGUUGAAGUUUCAAUGAAAGCCGUGAAAGAAUUUUUAAAAGUGCUUGAUAAAUUUGUAGAGGCAAUCGCCCAGUAUGGAGAUCUUUUAUUUCGGCACUCUGCAUCACUCAGUACUCAAGACUGAAAGUAAAUAAAUAUUAGCAAUAUUUAGCAAACUUUUUUUCAAGAGAACUUUCGGUUCAUUCAAUACGAUUCAAGUUACAACGAACGUACAGCUGAACGGCAAACAUCGUCUUCGUCAGUUACGAUUCUUAAGAAAGGUGACUUUGCCUUAUCUUACCGCACGUUGCUGAUGAACGCCACAUUAUUGACUUUUGUUCACCCGAACAGGGCAUAUGCUUCACCGUUUGGAUGGGCAACUCUCUAGCUUGUGGGGUGUGAUAAUCGUUCAGCCGCAGCAAAAAGCAAAUACACACAAUAACUGUGCGCCGGAAGAUUUCCGAUAAGAAGUUACCCUCUUGUGUACACCUAUGUCAUCGCCGCUUUUAGAAAGCGAAAAAAGUUGAGCUUCUCGAAAUCGAAACUCGAUGAUUUGCGUGUUCACCUUAUGGAAAUUACACUUACCGAAUGGAGGAAGAUGCGGGGGCCUUUGUGAAUGGACGAGAAUCGAAUAUUGAUUAGUCUACCAGCGAGAGCAUUUGGCAUGGACGUCAUAUUCGUUACGAAUGAUAACCGGGAGGAUCUGAACGACCCAAAAUUCGGACGUUGCUCCAGUCUAUACUAAAAGCUGAAACAAAUCCAAUAUUCUUCGAAUGGUAAAAAAAUGACAAUUUCGACUGCAAGUAGGGAAGAGUGCUAUAACAUACAACAAAGGAGUAAAGAGGAUCAAAGUGGAAACACCUCAUGCAUCCCUUAAUGAGGAAUCCUGAUGUUCACCGAAAACUUUGAAACAAAUUCACAAAUAUGUUCGAUCCGAAGGUGGAUUAAUCUAAUUUACCUUCUAUUAAUAAAAUACCAAUUCUACCAGGUAUAUCGUGUUGGAGGAUUAAUACGAAGACGACGAAUUUCGCGCCAACUCGACUAGUGGUUGGCAACACCCUCUCAGAAUCGAAUGAAACUUGGUGGGCAUAAAGACUAGGUUCUUAUAAGCAACUUUGCAUACUUAAAUUUUCGAAAAUUUUCAAGAGUAACAUUUGAAGAGGGCCUAACUUUUUUUCGAAGAAUUUUUUAAAAUCGAUGUAACUCAAAAAUGACAAGACCUAUAGAAAAGUGUUGUAUGGGGGACUUUUAGAGAACUGUCCAAGCUUUCGUGAAAAAAUAUUUUAAAAAUUCUUAAUACAUUUUUACACACUAAAAAAUAUAUUUUUAAAAUUAAAAGUCAAUUUACAGAAAAUGCCCACUUUUUUAUGUUUUGAAAUUUUUUUUCCAAGAAAGUCAAUAUUGUUGCCUAACUUUCCUCCAUACAUCACAAGAUGGGCACUUUUAAGGAAAAAAAGUUUUUCUAACAAAAACUUUUUCAUGUUAUUUUUUUUAGCGUGUUGCGCAUUAACUCGUACAGGAUGUAUCAAGAAUCCUUAUACCCAUUUAAUAACACUCAAUGGGCAUUACAACUUUGUUUGAUUGGGUGCCUUCUUUUUCUUGGCGUUACAUUCCAAAUGGAAUAGAACCUGUUUCUCAGCUUGUUUUGAUAUCUGAAUGCUUAAAACAGUAUUCUGUUUGCUGAAAUUGUAUUAUUGUGUGCCUAGAACCAGUGAACCAACAUCAUUAUUAGAAGCGAAUGAUAAAGAAUCGGUUUUAUUUCAACAAUGGCUAACCACUGAUCGAUGCAAUUUGGAAACUAUUACUAAGACUAUAGACGAGUUUGUUCCGUAUUUUGUAGAAAAAGUUGAUAAGCUUAUAACUCAUGAUUUCAUUUAUAAAGAACAAUCCUCAUU